AUGUCUGCCUUGGAUACAGGUAAAAUGGAAUCCUACCUAAAGUGGAAAAAGGAUCAAGUUCAAUUAUAUGAUGACAUUCUAAAAGAAAAUCAAGAGAAAAUUGAAGUUUUCUUAAACAACUAUAGAGAAUAUUUGAGACAUAAAAAAGAGAAAAGAACUUCUUCUGUUGUCAGGGAGGCUUUUGGAGUAGUAGAAAGCUUUCAGGACGUAAAUAGCUCCUACAAUAGAUUUCUCUCCCUUCUAAAAGACCAUUGGAAGUUUUGGAAAGAUAUCUUUCGCCAUCUAAGAAACAAUGAUGAUGGAAACUGGUUAUCAGAAGUAACAGGAAAUGAAGAAAGAAUCUCACCGACAAGCGAUAUCGAGACUUUUUUAGAUACCCCUGUCUCCCAAGACUUGCUUUUUGAUCCUCAAAAGUUGGAAGAAUUGUUCUCUGGAGAAGAAAGCCAAGUUCUGGAACCCAUCCAAUCAGCUAUCGAAUUUCUUAAUCAAAUUCAACAUUACGAUAAAGACACCACAGAGAUUCGUGAAUAUGCUCAGUCUAUUAUUCGUACCGAUAUCUACAGAGUUUUCGUAUUGAAAUAUUUAUUAAGGGAAAGCCCAGUACCGGAAUUCUCUUUGGAAUCUUCUCAGCAGGAUGCCCUCGUCUCUGAGAUCUUAGAAAGUGAUUAUUUCCUCUUUUUUUGCCUUCUUGUGUGUUCUGGAUUGAUUGCUCUUCAAAGUAUCUUUAGAAAGACUAGUACAUCCAAAGAGACAAUGAAUGCCUUGGGAAAGAUAUCAUAUGCAGUAUCUAUUCUUGGCCCAAUUCUACAUGGGAUGUGGAUACUAUCAAAUGAAAAUUAUAGUGAAGGGAUUAUUAAAGUAAUAAGCAGUAACUGGAAUGUGAUUGCAAGUAUGGCUCCUAUGUUUCUUGUUCUUAGAGAUAUUAAAUACAUAAAGAAUGGAGAACUAAUGACAUCAGAAGGGGCAACAGCCAUAGGAGGCCAUGGCGUAAUUGUGGCCAUGAGCAUGAUCAUGAUGUGUGCACAAACACUUGGAAAGAAACAUGAGGGAGAAUAUAGUAGACAAACAAUGGUAUUUAUGGCUGGAAACAUCAUAAUGACAACAAUGUAUGGUGCGAAGUUAUUUGGGCCAUGGACUAAGAGCAGGAAUCAUUUUAUUAUACUCGGAUACAUUGUGUUUGCACUUAUACUUUUCUUAAUGGUUAUGAUGAGUGAAAAGAAAAAGAUAAAGAAUCGAACUAAUGACAAAACAGAAUGGAUGGGGGUGCUCCAGUGGAUUAUAAUAUGCACGUUUCUUAUACUUGGACUACAAAAACCUGAGUUUCACUGUCUUCAGUAUGCUAAAAAUGAAAUUAUAGUUUCAUGA
This is a messenger RNA of Encephalitozoon intestinalis ATCC 50506, 1365 nucleotides long. RefSeq lists its product as uncharacterized. The transcript has a single exon. NCBI's taxonomy places the organism in Eukaryota, Fungi, Microsporidia, Unikaryonidae. The record is from RefSeq and is a predicted model, not a curated record. The coding region runs from base 1 to 1365 and encodes 454 amino acids.